ACGAUUAUCGUUUACAUGGCUAAUAUAAAUACUUUUGAAAACGUUACUGUACGAUUUGCAUUACGUAUUAGACCAUUAACGGCUGAAGAACUGGUUACUUUGCCUGCACCACUUCAAAAGAAUGUUCUUUCCACAACACCAUUUACUCCAAAUCAAGUUACCGUUCAAGGAGAAAGGAAACAAUCAUAUAUGUUUGAUCACGUUUUCGGACCCGAGAUAUCACAGAAAGAGAUUUAUGAUCGUGUUGUAAUGAAUCUGGUGGACAAGUUCUUAGAUGGUUUCAAUUCGACUAUCAUAGCGUAUGGUCAUGCGUCAUCGGGCAAAACGCAUACACUCGGAUUGCCGAAUGAUGUUCCCCAAUCGAAUGAAUCGAAGGGUAUAAUUUCGCGAUCAAUGUCCACGUUGUUCUCCUGCAUAAAUUCAGCCCAGUACAAAGCGCGAAAAUUCGCUAUGAGAAUUUCUUUUGUAGAAAUACAUGAUAAUUUUUUAAUCGAUCUUCUUGGUGAUAAAGAUUCGCAAGCUCUUGUUCGUGAAGAUUCAAAUAAUCGAAUAUAUUGGAAAAAUAUGAAAGAAAUUAAAGUUAAUAGCGUGGAUGAGAUAAUGAGACUUUUAUCACGCGGUGCAUUAAAUCGAAAAAAUUCAAAUUUGGAUACGAAUGCAAGCUCUUUGCGAGGACAUCGUGUUUUCACGGUAACUCUUUCACAGCAAAAGUUUGUCCCAUCAAAUGGUAUGCCGGCUAAUUCUAGCAAUAUACCACCAACCAAUCCAAAAUUUAAUUUUGGAAAAUCCAAGUCAAAAGAAGAUGUAAAGACGAAUAAACAUGAUGGUGAAUGGAUCGCUGUGACAAGUAAAUUUCAUUUUGUGGAUUUGGCUUGGAACGACAUGAAAAAUGUUGAUACCUCGGUGAAUCCACAAGAAAAAGAAAGUCAUUCUCUUAAUUCAGCUAUUCUUCCCUUAGGAAAUGUGAUUAGCAAUCAAGGAAUGGCGUCUGAUAAAGAAUAUAAACAUAUGCGAACACUUAAAGAUUAUAUUGGUAACAAUGCUCAAACGUUAGUUAUAUCAUGUGUUUCUCCUGCGAUAAACCAAAUCAAAGAAACUAUAAACACCUUGGAAUACGUAACUCAAGCACGAAGCCUCAAAAAUACUUCUACAGUUCAUCAUGAGGUGGGAUGGCAUAAUUUGGAACAUUUGCAGGACCUUGUAUUGAAACUCAGAACUGAAGUAAGAGCACUAAGAGCAUCUGUAAAAACUAAUUCUGAAAAUUCAAUUUCGGAUUUGACUUCAUCAUCUCAUGAUAUACAAUUGAUAGAGAAACAGGAUUCUCAAAUGACAAGAGAUAUUAAUGGAAUUAUUAUUAAUCAAAAUGAUCAAAAUGAUCAAAAAGAUAAAGAUAUUGAUGAACUUGAAGAAAAAUUAUCUCAUCUUCAACGUUCUUAUGCUGAAAUUUCCCAAGAUUUACCAAUUAAUAAUAUUAUUAAUUUAGAUGGUGGUAUUCUUUCUAAAGAAAAUUUAUCAACUAUUAAUUUAUUGGUAAAACACUUGGAAUCAUUCAAAGAUGAUGAUGAAUCAAGUUUUAUUCAACGUAUAUUACCUAGUUUUCAGAAGGCACUUGGUCCUGUGAUUCAAGAAUAUGAAAAAUCUAUUACUUCACUUGAAAAUCAACUUUCAAUUGUCCGUACGGCUUUAAAUCACUCAGAAAGUAUGAUGAAUUUACAAGAAGAUAAACUACAGGAAGCGGAAGAGCUUAAUAAUCGAAAUAGGAGUUUGAUUAAUGAUCUCAAAAUCAAGAUUUCUAAAUUAACUGAACGAGAAGAAACAACUGAGAUUUAUAUAAAAGACCUUGAAGCUAAACUUGAUUCUGAAGCAAUGGUUAAAAAGAAAGAUCAGGAAAUUAUUAAUGAGCUUAAAAAUCAAAUUAGUAAAAUGAAUGCUGAUGACGGAAAUGUUGAAAAUCGUAUUAGCUCUAUUGAAUCACAUUUAGAAUAUAAUGAGGAUCAAGUUGCUGCCGCAAGCCAAACUGCCAAAGAUCUUGAAAAAGCAUUGUGCGAGAGAGAUGAAGCCUAUGUCAAUUUAAAAAAAAGAUUAGAAAAACAACAUAUUAUCAAUGAUGAAGAAAAGAAAUGGUUAAUUGGAGAAAUUGAGAUGAGAGAUCAUAGAAUCUCACAAUUGGAAAAGAAAGUUGAUGAUUUGGUUAACGAAAUCGCACGUUUAAAACAAUCACACGUUGAUUACAAUUCUCACUCGGGUCAUCACUCUAGGUCAUCAUCUUUAACAUCUGUUGAUAAUGUAUCUCUAACUGAUCAACCUAAAUUAGAAACAAUAAUGCAAAUUAAAGAUAUUCCAUCAGUUUCGCAACUUGAAUCAAAAUUGUGUGAUCUUCAAAAGAUACAUCAUGAGACAAUGUGCGAAUUAGAAGAUAUUAAGAACAAAUAUCAGACAUGUCUUAAAGAACUUAGUAAUCUUCAUACACAAGUUGAUGAAGCAAAAAAGUGUAAAAAAUCACCAUCAGUAACUUCAUCCAAUAAUUCGGACGCUGCACCAACGGUAAUCUCGGAAAAUUUAAGUGAAACUCUUGAUUAUACUCCACGUCAUCACGUAAACUAUCACAAAGCAAGAUCAAAAUCGGCAGAAAUUCAGGGAUCAAAGAAACAUGAUCUCACAAAUGCUGCAAUAAUUCAAAAUCUUCAAAUAGAAUUAAGGCAAUUGGAAGUUCUUCAUGCUGACAAAGCACGUGGUUUGGAUACUAUGAAGCAAGAAUUUGCUCGCCUUGAAAUUAAUUAUCGUGAAACUCUUGAAAUCGUUGAAGAGCUUCGGGAAGAAAUAAAACAUAGAGAUGCUCUGAAUCAACAAGAAUCUACCUCUGUAGUCAUAUCGGAGUAUACUCAAACAGAUGGAUAUUAUUCGAUGGCGACCAUAGGCCAGACCAAUCAGCGUGAACUCAUACAAAAACUUAAAGAAGAAAUUGAACAUCUCGAAGAAGAACAAAAGGUUGCACUGAAAACCCUUGCUGAACAUAAAAAAAAUUAUAAUAUUGAUGCAGUAACAAGAAUACAAACAAGCAUCGUAGAGCUUAAAGCUGAUAUUCAUCGAAUUCUCGAGUGUGAUCAAGAUUCGGACAAGUCACGUGUUGAUACCGUAAAUCGGUUACAAUCAAGAUUGAAAGAACUUGAAGAACAACUAAUAAAGGAGCAAGAAAUUAUUGGACGAUCUCAAGUUAAUGAAGGUGUUGAAACUCCUUUUGAUGCGUUACAACAAACGGAACAGGUCAAUGUCAUCUUAAUGCUUCAACAACAAGUGAGCAAACUUCAGAAUGAAAUUGAAGUAAAAGGUCAUGUGAUAGCUGUCUUAAAGUCUCCAUCAGUUGAUCAACAAUAUAUCAUCGAAAGACUUGAGGAUGAAUUACAUUACUUGAGAGAAGUUCAACGACUCGCUAUUGAAGCAAAAAACAAGUUAUCUGUGGUGCCUGAAAAUGAAGUGACGAAAAUAGGAGAUGAGAUUGUUAGUGACUGUUUGGAACAAUCUUCAGAUGUUUAUAUAAAAACAUUGGAAGAAAAAGUCGGAAGUCUUGAAGCUCAAUUGGAAAUGACAAAAGAAACGCAAGUUAAAUCAUACAUUGAUUCUUCACAAAGGGCUGUUGAUAUCCUUCAGGAAAAACUAAAAUCUCUUCAGCAACAACUUGAUGCAAAAUCCGAGACUAUUGAAACUUUACGAAUUGAGCAAGAUAUUGCAACCGUUCUCCAAGAACAACUUGAUAAUUUAAAAAAUGAUAUUCAAAAGAAAUCUGAUGUGAUUGAAACGUUGAAGAAAGAUUUGAUGGAUAGUAGUUUGCUUGAGCAAAAGUUAUUUCAAAAAGAAGCACAAACUUUAAACUUAAAAAAAAAACUUUCUCAGAUGCAAGAACAAGAAGAAAGUUUACAGAAAGAAAUGUCUGAAUUAAAGAGAAGAUUGAGUAACUUAACUAGUGGUGAUGAUGUAAAUAAAGUUCUUCAAAAUGAAUUGGAUAGUCUACGAAAAGAACUUCAAGACGUCCGUGAAAGAGAAUUCAUCGCACUUGAAAGGCUUCAGCUCCUAAAAAGUAGAAUAGAUUAUGAUUCUGAGGAGUCUCAAUUGCAAGAACAAUUAGACUAUUUGCGAAGUAUAGAGAUGAUGCAAAAGAACAGAAUAACAGUAUUGGAAAAUAAAAUUUUGGAGAAAGGUGAACAUGUCGAUGAAUUUCUUUUUCAACUUCGAACUGAUUUGGCUUUAGCCAAAGAAUCUAAAGUUUUACACCUCAGGACAAUAGAGGCUUUAGAAACAAAAUUACAAAACCUUGAAGAUAGAACUUUAGCCAGCACAUUACAACUUGAAAUGGCAGAGAUGAGAUUUAAAGAAUCUCAACAAUUAGAAAAAAUACGCAACCUUGAACUGAAUUUGAGUCGUCAAACUGCAAAUGAUAUUCAUCAUAUUAAAUGCAUGCUUGAGGAAAUUAAAAAUAUUCAUAGCCAUGAAUGGAAACAAUCAAAGGACAUUGAACUUACAGAAACAUCUUUAGAAUUAAUAAAGGGUGAAUCUGAUGUUUCUCUUCUUAAGGACGAGAUAACUAACCUAAAAAAUUCAAAAGUUACUCUUAACAAAACCAUUCAAGAUCUAAAAUUCAAACUUGUAGAAUCACAAGAAAAACUUUCGAAUCUUGAAAUUUUAAAAUCAGAAAUAAGUAAUCUGAAAAAAUUAGAGAGUGAACAAAAAAAUACAAUUGAACAAUUACAAUUACAGCUUUCAGAAAUCAAAAAUUCCAGAGAACUUUCAAAGAACGAACUGGAACUUAUGAAAAAAGGAAUUAAUCAUCAGAAUGAAGUUAUCGAAUCUCUCGAAAAAGAAGUGAUAAAUUUGAGGCAAGAAUUAUUCACCGCGAAAGAAAUAAAUGCCUCAUCAACUCUAGAGUUAGAAAAAAUGUCUGAAAAAUUGAACACAGCUCAGAAACAAUAUGAUAAUGAACAAAAACGAGUUAAGGCUUUAGAAGUUGAAAUAGAGACAUAUAAAAUUGCCGGCACAAACACUGACAAAAAUGUAAUUGCUUUACGAGAAGCGUUAGCCAACACCAAACUUGAGAUGGUUGCUCAAAAUGAAAUUUUGGCUGAACUUGAAACCGAAAUGAUGGCUAUCGAGAAAAAACGUGAUCAUCAUAUUGAACUCGGAGAAAAAUUAGCAACAAAGCUUCAAGAACAAGAAUUUGUUCAUAAGGAAGCUGUCACAGGUCUUGAGUCAAAACUCUCAAAUUUAGAAACAAAACUUGCGAAAGCGCAAGAUUCUUCUUUUCAAAGCAAAAAAAUAAUCACCAAUCUCGAACAAACCCUUGUGAAAGUUCAAUCACAAUUAGAGGAUGCUCGGUUAUCAGAAGUUAAACAUACACAAUUCAUUACAGAAUUGCAAGAUAAAUUAAUAGAAACAAAUACAGUUUUGAUGGAAAGAGAAAAGCAGUUGACCACUCAAGAUUAUCAAAUUGCCGAGUUGGAAGCAGUUUUACAUAAAACACAAAUAGAACUUGAAAAGGCUAAAGUAUCCGAACAUGAAGCAGAGGAACGUGUAAAACAAGUAGAAGCAAAACUAUCAGAGAUCGCUUUCAGAUUAGGUAGUAGUCAUUCUAUCGAAGAAUUCGAAGCCGCCAAGAAGAUGGCUGAAGAACAAUCAAUACUUGUUAAAGAGCUUGAAGAAAUAUUGGAACAGAUUCAAAACCAAACAUGUGCGGAUGCCGAAAUUUCAAAUGCCAAUAUUGCCAAAAUAAGCGCGGAACUAGAAGAAGCUCGAGCAGCUGAAAUAGCAAAAUCAGCUUUAGUUAAAGAUUUAGAGGAAAUGCUGAAAGCAAAAAAUAAUAAUGUAUUAGAGUUAGAACGAACGUUGAUGAAUUCAAACGAAGAACUUGAAAAAAUUAAAGAAUCUGAGUCAAUACAUAUGGAAAUGGUAGCAAGUCUGGAAAGUAAACUUCUGGAAGUUGAAGCACAACGCGAAGAGGGAAUGCUCAAACUCAAAGAAGCAAACGAAGAAAUUAUUUUGAUUCAGAAACAAUAUAUGGACUUGCAAAAGCAGGUUGAGGAUUCUCAGUCUCAAUUAGAGAUGCAACGUGAGCAAAAGAAUAUUGAUGAUUUGUUGACCAAUCAAUUAAAAGAAGCCCAGAGUCAAGCAAAAGGACAUUUAAAACAAAUUGGAAUGCUUGAAGAAAAGGUUCAACAGCUUGAAAUUGAAAAGAAACAAGAAAGCGAACAUUAUACAAAUGCAACUGAUGAAUUAGCUCAACUUAAGAAAGAAUUUGAGUCAUUGGCCGAAGAAUUUGCAGAUGCUGCCAGUAAAUUUGAAAAUGCCGAUGAAUUAUCUAAACAACAAAAAGUUCGUAUUGAAAGCUUGGAAUCUUCCCUAAAUGAAGCAAAAAAAUUACACAGAAUAACACCCACUAUUCAAUUAAACGGUUCAACUGAAAUAACUGAAUCUUCCAAAUCAUUUGAUACUAAUUCUGCGAUAAAUACACUUACAAGUGCAAAUGAUGAACUCAUGGCAAGGAUUGUUGAAUUGGAAGCUCGUGCAGGUACAUUAACCGACCAAAAUAAAAACUUGCAAAAUGAGCUUUCAUAUUUCACCGCAAAUGAUAUGCGAGUUUUCGAAGAUAUGAAACAAAAGAUCAUUGAAUUUGAAGCAGUUAAAAAAGAAUUAAAAGAACUAGAAGAAAUAAAUGAAACCUUUUUUGAAGAAUGUAAGGUAUUGGAAGCCAAAGUUCAGUCCUUAAUGAAACAAUUAUGGUCUCUUACAAAUGGUGGAAAUGAAGUAGCUCUUCAGGUGGCGGAACUGAAUGAUCAAAUUGUAAAACGUGAAAAGGAAAUUUCAGACCUGAAAAUUAAAUCAUCAUCAGAAAUGAAGGAGGAAAUCUCACGGCUUUUAAAUGAAAAUGAAUCUCUCAAGAAAGCAAUGCAAAAAGCUAAUCUAGAAUCCACAAUUGAUUCUACAAAUCGUGGACAAAUUCUUGAUGCCAAUAAUGUAGAUAUCAAGAAGAAUAUUCACCAUCUUUCGGAUAAUUUAACAAAUGCUCCACCGCCUACGCCACCACCAAGUCACCCAUUACCUCCAGUACCAAUUUCAUUAUCACAACCUCCCAACAGCCCUAUUUCUCGGUCAACAACUCCAAGUGUGGCGCGUCCUCGCACGCCACUUUCGCCAAAACCUGAACACGUUCAUUCAGAACCUAUAUGCACGAAUUCAGAUCUUGUAUUAGAGAUUCAAAGGUUAAAUAAAAGAAUCGCAAAGAUUGAAGGAGAAAAUGUGCAAAAUCAACAACUUGUUGAAACACUAGAAUCUACUUUAAAUGAAAACGAGAUCAAUUUGAAUUUGGCCAAACAAGAAUUGGCAAUUAUCCAAA
This is a messenger RNA of Dentiscutata erythropus, 7381 nucleotides long. Lineage: Eukaryota; Fungi; Glomeromycota; Glomeromycetes; Diversisporales; Gigasporaceae. The record is from the annotation of a GenBank genome assembly.